Hyposmocoma kahamanoa is the source of this 5991-nucleotide messenger RNA. RefSeq names its product transcription initiation factor TFIID subunit 1 (gene Taf1). Gene Ontology annotation, biological process: RNA polymerase II preinitiation complex assembly; transcription by RNA polymerase II. The record is from RefSeq and is a predicted model, not a curated record. Bases 116 to 5782 code for a protein of 1888 amino acids. Gene Ontology annotation, cellular component: transcription factor TFIID complex. Gene Ontology annotation, molecular function: DNA binding; histone acetyltransferase activity; RNA polymerase II general transcription initiation factor binding. Lineage: Eukaryota; Metazoa; Arthropoda; Insecta; Lepidoptera; Cosmopterigidae. The transcript is spliced from 36 exons.
AAGCAGUGCUUAGUUGCAGAUUUUUAUUUAAAUAACACUUAUAAUUAACUGUUAAAUAUAGGGAAAUAAGUUCUAACAAGCAUUACACGGUGAACAGCUACAUUACUAAUACAAUAUGUGCGAUAGCGAUGAUCCAGGAGACCAGGGACAGUCGGGAAUGGAUUUGACCGGGUUUUUAUUUGGUAAUAUUGAUGAAAGAGGCCAGUUGGAGGAUGAUGGGCUGCUGGAUGGAGAAUCGAAGCGCAUGUUGUCGUCUCUGAAUCGUCUUGGCCUAGGUUCUAUGCUAGAUGAAGUGCUAAAUCAAGAGGAAAUUAGCAAAGAAGAUGAGGAGAAAGAUUAUUCUCAAAAAAGUCCAUCAGCAGAAGAUUUCUUUGACAUUGAUGAUGUUGCAGAAGAUAUAAAAGAUGUAGAGAUUACUAACAAGGAAGCACAUGGGGAGAUACUGGGUGAUAAGCAAGGUGAGACACAGGGCCAGACAAAACAGGAGCUGGAAAUGGAGAAAACAGAAAUGGAGGUUAUGGACACGGAAACUGUAACAACGGAAGUUCAAACUACUAGUGAUUGUCCACAGAGUGAAAUAAAAGAUGAAGUUAAUGAGGAAAAACAAGAUUUUGAGAAAAGUGAGCAAAUUAAAGAUGAAGGUUAUGACGGAGAUAUGGAGGGUGAUGAAGAUCUUAUGCCUCCACCUUCCAUUAUUCCUAAAAACAAUACUAAUAAAUCGGACAAGGCAAGGAAACUGGAAACACCACUGGCGGCUAUGUUACCAUCUAAAUAUGCUAAUGUGGAAGUCACAGAACUAUUCCCAGAUUUUAGGCCUGACAAAGUGUUAUUGUUCUCUCGUCUGUUUGGACCUGGCAAGCUGUCAAGCCUGCCUCAGAUUUGGCGUGGGGUCAAAAAACGAAGACGUCGCAAGCGCAGUGGUAGCACCAGUAGUGAUACUCCACCUCAAAUUCCGGAUAACCAGGAAAUGCAGUAUGCUAGUGAUGAUGAAGAAAAACUAUUGAAGCCAAUGGAAGAAAACCAACAUUCAUCAUCAAAUGACAACUAUAACUCUGCAUAUGGUGGCGACAAGUCCCAAAGGCCCACGCCUGCGCAUUGGCGUUUCGGCCCAGCACAAGUUUGGUAUGAUAUGUUGAAUGUACCAGAGACUGGAGAAGGUUUUGAUUAUGGGUUUAAAGUUAAGGAUCCAUCACCUGAAAGAGAUGACAAACCCAAUGAAGGGGAGGAGAAAAAAGAAACAGAUACCUCUGAUAGUCCUGACAGUGGUUUCCCCGAUGAUGCAUUCCUCAUGGCGACACAGCUGCAGUGGGAAGACGAUGUGAUUUGGGAUGGCAGUGAGAUUAAACACAAGGUUUUAGCACGUUUAAACAGUAAAAGCAAUGCAGCGGGCUGGGUGCCUACCUCGGUGAGUCGAACGGCGCAACAGUUCUCGCACCCGCGACCUCAGCCGCCUGCACCACUGCAGCCGAAACCACCCACAUCGACAACAUCGUCAACAAAUCCCACUCAACCCGGUGCCAAUUCGGCCGAAGGGGAAGACAACACCUGGUAUUCAAUAUUCCCCGUAGAAAACGAAGAACUUGUUUAUGGUACUUGGGAAGACGAAGUUAUAUGGGAUGCUCAAAAUAUGAAGCAGGUUCCUAAACCUAAAAUAUUAACUUUGGACCCUAAUGAUGAGAAUAUUAUACUAGGCAUACCAGAUGAUGUAGAUCCUUCAAAGAUUACUAGAGAACGGGGUCCGGCGCCAAAAGUAAAGAUACCGCACCCGCACGUGAAGAAGUCAAAGAUCCUUCUUGGAAAAGCGGGUGUGAUCAACGUUCUACAGGAAGACGCGCCACCCCCACCACCAAAAUCGCCGGAUAGAGAUCCUUUCAAUAUAUCCAAUGAUGUCUACUACCAACCAAAGUCCCAGAAUCCUCGUCUUAAAGUAGGGGGUGGGCAAUUAAUUCAACACAGUACGCCUGUAGUGGAACUACGUGCGCCGUUUAUACAAACUCACAUGGGUCCUGCAAGAUUGAGGGCUUUCCACCGUCCACCUUUGAGGAAGCUUUCAUAUGGACCAUUGGCUGCGCCUGGGCCGCACCCAGUGCAGCCUUUGUUGAAGCAUAUUAGGAAAAAAGCUAAGCAACGUGAAGCAGAACGCCUAGCUUCUGGUGGUGGAGACGUAUUCUUCAUGCGCACUCCAGAAGACCUGAGCGGCAGAGAUGGGGAACUAAUCUUAGUGGAAUUCUGUGAGGAACACCCGCCGCUUAUCAGUCAAGUUGGCAUGUGCACCAAGAUCAAGAAUUAUUAUAAAAGAACUGCAGCUAAGGAUGUUGGCCCGAAGCCUCUAAAAUACGGCGAGAUAGCCUACGCACACACAUCGCCAUUCUUAGGUAUUUUGGCCCCAGGUGCGACGCAGCCCGUUGUCGAAAAUAACAUGUACCGUGCCCCGAUAUAUGAGCACCUGAUACCUCUAACUGACUUCCUUAUUAUUAGAACCAGACAAGCCUACUAUAUUCGUGAAAUUGACGCUUUGUUCGUGGCUGGUCAAGAAUGUCCACUUUACGAAGUGCCUGGGCCGAAUUCUAAGAGGGCUAAUAAUUUUGUUCGAGAUUUCUUACAGGUUUUCAUCUAUAGAUUGUUCUGGAAAUCACGCGACAAUCCGCGAAGAAUCAAAAUGGACGAUAUUAAAAGAGCGUUUCCUUCCCACUCUGAGAGUUCUAUAAGAAAACGCUUGAAGUUGUGUGCCGAUUUUAAGCGAACGGGUUUGGACUCUAAUUGGUGGGUAAUAAAGCCCGACUUUCGGCUACCCUCUGAAGAAGAAAUUCGCGCAAUGGUAUCCCCAGAGCAAUGCUGUGCGUACUUUAGUAUGGCGGCUGCGGAACAGCGGUUGAAAGACGCGGGUUAUGGCGAAAAAUUCAUAUUCACUCCGCAGGAAGAUGACGAUGAGGAGAUGCAACUUAAAAUGGAUGAUGAGGUCAAAGUAGCACCAUGGAACACCACACGCGCAUACAUACAAGCUAUGCGAGGCAAGUGCCUUCUUCAGCUAACGGGGCCAGCUGACCCUACUGGUUGCGGAGAAGGUUUCUCCUACGUCCGCGUACCUAAUAAACCAACUCAACAACCCAAUGAAGAACAACAACCUAAGAGAACUGUCACGGGUACUGACGCUGAUUUAAGAAGGCUGAGUUUGAAUAACGCUAAAGCGUUGUUGAGGAAGUUUGGUGUGCCUGAAGAAGAGAUUAAAAAGUUAUCUCGAUGGGAAGUCAUUGAUGUUGUGCGAACUUUAUCCACGGAAAAGGCAAAGGCUGGUGAAGAAGGCAUGACAAAGUUCUCUAGAGGAAAUAGAUUUUCCAUUGCUGAACACCAAGAAAGAUACAAAGAAGAAUGUCAACGUAUCUUCGAGCUACAAAACAGAGUACUACAAAGUACAGAAGUGCUAAGUACAGACGAAGCGGAAAGUUCAGCCAGCGAGGAAUCCGACAUCGAAGACAUGGCUAAGAAUAUUGAAAACAUGCUGGCUAAUAAGAAAACUACUGAACAGUUGUCAUUAGAAAGGGAAGAAGCUGAAAGGGCGGAAUUAAGAAAGAUGAUUCUCGGACAAUCGGAGAAGAAGCCACAGAUCAAUCAGACUGAUCAGCAGAUUUCUAAUCUCGGUCGUGUGCUACGUAUCCUUCGUACGUUCCGCAAUGCAUCCGGUCAGCGGUACACACGUGUAGAACUUGUACGCAAAGCGGCCGUCAUCGAGGCGUAUACUAAAAUACGAUCGACGAAAGACGACGCCUUUAUACGACAAUUCGCUACUAUGGAUGAGACACAAAAAGAGGAAAUGAAGAGGGAAAAGAGAAGAAUUCAGGAACAACUGAGACGUAUAAAACGAAACCAGGAGAGGGAAAGGCUGGCUGGAAAUGUUACUGUUCCUGCUCCAUUCCCAGAAUCAUUAAAUGUAACAUCAGACGUAAGCUUACCCUCACCAGGAUUAAUUCCACUUGGACAAAUCAAACAAGAGCCUGGAGAACCGACUCCCUCUCGCCGCCGCGCUAAACUGAAGCCAGACUUGAAACUCAAGUAUGGACAGUACAGAAAUGUCGGCCAAAACUCUAAUUUAAUACAGGGCAUCAAAGUGACACGAUCAUAUGCCUGCGGAGCGUGUGGUCAAGUGGGACAUAUGAGGACGAACAAAUCAUGUCCCUUGUACACUGGGUCGAUGGCUGGAGGACCUUCCUCGCCACCUGAGACUGAUGUCGAGCCACCUCCUGAACCAGCUGACGAAGACGACUUGGGUUACGUUGAUGGUACUAAGCUUACCUUGCCAUCGAAACUUAUCAAGCAGUCAGCUGAAGAAUUAAAACGUCGCGGCAGCAGUGGUAGACGCGGCGAAUAUCGCGCCGCCGGUCGUAACAAACGUAGAGGCACAGCCAGUGAGUCGUGUGACUACUUAGUGAAGAGACCCGCGGAACGACGACGAACGGACCCUCUAGUAACUUUGUCAUCUCUAUUGGAAGAUGUGCUUAACCAUAUAAGGCACUUGCCGGAUGUGCAGCCGUUCCUGUUUCCAGUUAAUACAAAGUUAGUGCCAGAUUACUACCGUGUAGUGACUCGCCCGAUGGAUCUGCAGACCAUUCGCGACAAUCUCCGCCAAAAGCGCUACCAGAGUCGAGAAGAUUUCCUGGCAGAUGUCAACCAGAUUGUAGAAAACUCUACCACUUAUAAUGGUCUAUCCAGCAGUCUCACAGUCGCCGCUCAGCGAAUGUUGCAAAAGUGCGUCGACAAACUGGCUGAGAAAGAAGAACAGCUCAUGAAACUUGAAAAACAGAUCAAUCCUUUACUUGAUGAUAAUGAUCAGGUGGCGCUAUCUUUCAUUCUUGAAAAUCUACUAACCACGAAAUUAAAGGUGAUGCCAGAAGCGUGGCCGUUCUUGAAACCUGUCAACAAGAAACAAGUGAAGGAUUACUAUAAUGUAAUUAAGAAGCCCAUUGACAUGGAGACGAUGGGCAAAAGGAUACAAGCUCAUAAAUACCACAGUCGUGAGGACUUCUUGAAGGAUAUAACCCUGUUAGUAGAGAACUGUCGCGCUUACAAUGGCCCUAACUCUCAAUUCACACGACAGGCUGAGGCUAUACAGAAGGUCACUAUUGAAGCUUUAGAACAGUUCGGCGAGCACGCGAGUCAGCUUGAAGCGAAUAUAGCCAAAGUGCAAGCGAAGAUGCUCGAAGAGGCGGAGCAGUCAGACGAUAUGGAAGAACUGCUACCGCCCCCACCAUCCGAUGAGAAACGUGGCCGUGGACGACCUAGGAAACAUAAGCCUUCAGCAUCCGGUCCAGACGGAGGACCACCAAGGAAACGUGGUAGACCAAGGAAGGAUCAGAACAGUUUGGAAGAAGAUCUUCAAUAUUCAGACUCGGGCAGUUCAGACCUUGAAGAAGUGGAAACCAAAGACGGUACUCUAGUACAACUUCCUGUUAUUCCACCAGAUACGAUGACGCCAAUGGAGACAAGUUUCGACACGUCCGAGUUCCUGAUCAAACGCGAGGUGCCUGACGAGCCGCCUCCGUCUACUGACGAUCUGGUCGACUUAGACCAUACCACAGAUUAUCCAUUUACUCCGGCUGUUGUUAAGGAGGAGCCAAUGGAACAAGAUAUGGGCAUGGACGUGCCAAUGAUGGAGAGCACAUCGCUAGACCCACCUCAGUUCAAGGAAGAACCGCCAGAGAAUUGGCAGCCGGACCCUGCCAUUCAAGACGAUCUACAAGUAACCGACAGCGAGGAGGAAGCUGAUGACGGUGGAUUAUGGUUCUAAACACAUUUACGAUAAUGUUUUAAUUUUAUCACAGGAAUUUAUUCUUGUGAAAUAUAUUAAGAAGGAUUAGUAAUAAUUUGAAAGUAAGACAAGUGAAUUUAAAGGUUUUUAUUGUUUAUUACAAAUGAAAUAAAUUUUGGUUACGAUAUGACAUUGUUUUUUUCGUGGACAUAAAAAAAAACGGUUGAAAGCCAUUUAUAUACUAAACU